CAGUCAUUCAUAGUAACAAAGAAAAACAGUUGUUAAAGCUACAGUUAGUCCAUAUCAGGAUGAUCAGAAUCUGCCUUCUUUGGGGACUUCUCUCUCAAGUGUACCUGAUUCAGACUGAAGAUGCUCCUCAACCAAUACCAGUGACUACUCGUCUAUUUGGAGACAAUAUAUCUUUGCCAUGUCCUAAAGCAGAAUCUCAACAAUUCCUGUACUGGUACAGACAAACUGUUGGCCAACUGCCCCAUCUUGUCGCAUCUGUAUCCUAUGCAUCAGAACCUGUACUUAAUGGAGAGUUUAAGAACCCACGUUUCAAAGUGGAGGAAUCUGAAUAUGUGUAUAAUCUCAUUAUCAGAAAUAUCAGCACAUUAGAUGAGGCAACAUACUUUUGUGGAAUGGGGACAAUAUAUGGGAUGAACUAUGGACAUGCAACAUUUUUGGCUGUGAAGGGACACAAUCACCCUACAGUGGUGCAGCAACUAGUUUCUGAUCCAGUCCAUCCAGGAGACUCUGUGAUUCUACAGUGUACAGUACUCUCUCAGACCUGUACAGGAGAACACAGUGUGUACUGGUUCAGAGCUGGAUCAGGAGAAUCCCAUCCAGGAGUCAUUUACACCCCUGGGAACAUGAGUGAUGCGUGUAAGAAGAACCCCGAGACUCCCUCUCCUACACAGAGCUGUGUCUACAGCCUCUCCAAGAACAACCUCAGUCUCUCUGAUGCUGGGACUUACUACUGUGCUGUGGCCACAUGUGGGGAGAUCCUGUUUGGCAACGGAACAAACCUAAAUAUUGAAAGAUCACUGGAUCAUGUAGUCAUUGGACUGGGAGUGACAUCAGUUUUCUGUGUGAUUGUGAUCAUUAUACUCGUCUUCAGCAGAAAUACAAAGCCAAUUUCUGAACAUUAUAAAGUGAGUGUUGCUCAGCAUAUUAGACAUGACAACUCAACCACUGAAUAUGAUCAGGAUCAAGACCCAGAUACCCUGAAUUAUGCUGCAUUGCAUUUCUCCGAGAGGAAAACUAAAAGAGGAAGAAAGAAGAGAGAGACACCACAGGAGAGUGUGUACUCUGAUGUCAGGUACUCAGACUGGGACUGACCUUUGUUCAUGUGCAGAGGAAUGGAUGUAGUUUGGUCAAUAAACUUUUCUUAAUAUAUAAUGUAUUUAAACAUUCAUGAUAUUUUACCCUUAAUGAUACAGUGACAUUUUCUGUCAAGCAAGACAGUGGCAGAAUUUUCCCUAUACCCAUCAUGAGGUUAUUACAACUUAGCCUAUGAAUGAAAGUUGACAAAAUAGGUGCACACAAGUCCAGAUGAAGAUUUGAGGUGAUAGACACUGACACAUGAACAGAAAGGGACACAUUCAAUAACGCCUUGCACACUUUUGCCUGCAUCUAGCUGAUCUAGUGUGUCAUCAUUAGUCCAACAGUUACAAACUGGAAAAAUUCAGGUAUAUUUAUUACCUGAAUUUAUUAUAGUUUUGUUCCGUUUGCUUCCGUUGAAGAUUUGUUUUAACAGAAUCUGAGGAAUGAAUACACCACUGUUCACACUCAAACAGCUCACUUUCACUUUGCACUCAGCAUAAAGGAGAUGGAUUGGGUUAAGUGUCCUGUCCAGGAGGUGUACUUGUACAUCAAGCUGCAUUCCGCUAUAGAAUCAGGAGAUAGUCUCCUGCCGCUAUGAGGCAUUCUGUCUCGAACAAGGAUUAAUUACUUUCCUAAUGUUAUAUUGUAAAGUUUGAUCAGCCCCCAUUUGAAGUCAUUUUUCUAUUUGCAAUAAUGUAUAAUUGUAUUAUGGUUCUAUAUUUAUUGUUUUCAUAAUUUUUGCUAAAUGUAUGAUUGUUGUGGUAUUUACUGUAACCCAUUAAACAAACAUUGGAGGUAUUAUAUUAUUAUAUAAUAUUAUUGUAUAUAAUGUAGGUUAAUUACGUUCUACAGUAUUUAUUGAGUUCACACAGCUUACUGUAAUUAUAGCUAUAAUGUACCAGCAUGUACCAGUAGUGCUGUGUCGAAUUGUUAAACCAAUAUAUAAUUAAACAUUGUCUGAUGUAUCGUAUUAUUUAAAAUUGAGCUUCAAUAAUGGUACAAAGGGUGACUGUCCUCAAAGGUGUAAACUUUGAAAUUGACAACAAAUAAAACAUACUGCACAUGUAUUAAUACUUGAUUCUGAAAUAAUCAAAUAAACAAAACAGUACAAGCCAGAUACUGCAUACAAACAAAUCAACCCUCAUAACAUAAAGCAAAAUUGUUUUACCAUUAUU
Oncorhynchus tshawytscha (Chinook salmon) is the source of this 2252-nucleotide messenger RNA. RefSeq lists its product as uncharacterized. The transcript is spliced from 6 exons. Gene Ontology annotation, biological process: response to bacterium. Bases 60 to 1091 code for a protein of 343 amino acids. The record is from RefSeq and is a predicted model, not a curated record. Lineage: Eukaryota; Metazoa; Chordata; Actinopteri; Salmoniformes; Salmonidae.